AUGAAGGAGUUUCUAGUACUACAAUUAUAGAAAUAACAAUUCUAUAAAAGUUAAAACAUCCAAAUAUCAUAAGGUAUUAAUAUUAUAAAUAUUUAAGUUUACUUGAGGUAAAAUACUUUAUGGAAGAAAAGAAAAUGUUGCUUAUUUUAUUCUAUGUAAAGUAAUCUAAGAAAAUAUAUGGAUAGAAAUUCAUCAUUAACUCUAAAUAAGAUAAAGCCAAUAAUAUAUAAAAUACUUUUAGGAUUAUCAUUUUGUCACAGUAGAAGAGUAUUGCAUAUGGAUCUUAAACCAUAAAACAUAUUAUAAAAUGAAAUGAUGACAAUUAAAUUAGCAGAUUUUGAUCUUUCUAGUGUAUUUCCAUUUCCAAUGCCUAAAUUUACAAAAGAAAUAGCAACUUUAUUUUAUAGAGCUCCUGAACUUAUGCUUGGAGAUAAUAAUUAAGGAACUGGAGUUGAUAUAUGGGCUGUCGGUGCAUUAUAUCGGAGUGUUUAACAAGAAAACCCCUCUUACCAGGUUAUAGUAAAGUAGAUAUGUAGUUUGAAAUGAUGGAGGUACUUAUUUAUUAUUUAUUCUUUUUAAAGUUACUUAGAACUCCUUCUGAUUAAACCAAUGUUGGAUUAUCUUAACUUUGGUUUUUUAAAAUUACUUUUCCAAAAUUUAAAGGCAAAGACUUGGCUUAUGUAAUUCCACUAUUGGAGAAAAUGAAUUCAAAGCAUUGGAAAUCUUAUAGUCUAUGCUUUAAUUCAACCCGGGUAAAAGACCUCAAGCUAAAGAAUUAUUAAAGUAUCC
Paramecium sonneborni is the source of this 789-nucleotide messenger RNA. NCBI's taxonomy places the organism in Eukaryota, Ciliophora, Oligohymenophorea, Peniculida, Parameciidae. The record is from the annotation of a GenBank genome assembly.